Messenger RNA from Misgurnus anguillicaudatus (oriental weatherfish), 1691 nucleotides. The record is from RefSeq and is a predicted model, not a curated record. NCBI's taxonomy places the organism in Eukaryota, Metazoa, Chordata, Actinopteri, Cypriniformes, Cobitidae.
ACAGAAAUGCACACAUAUACAUCCCAGUAGCAAUUAAAACUUUAAAUAGAUAAAUAAUAAAACCUAUAACGUGAUAAAAACGCCAUAAAAACACUACAAUGAAGGGAAAAAUAGGGGGAACAUAGGGGGAACAGACUUCGACACAACACCGGCCGCGCGGACCGUCCGCGUGCAGCCCAAAAUUUGAGACCGCGCGGACAGUGCGCGUACAGUCCGCGUACGACAGCGCAUGCGCGUGAACAUAUUUAGACAGGGCACUCCACUAUAAACAAUUAUACAAAGGAAAUAGACAGCAUUUGCACACACACUAUCGUUUUUCUUCUUUAACUUUUACUUCUUCCAUGAACAGAAAGCCCUGGAUCAUGUUUGUUUGAUUCCUGUUCUUUGUUGUCUUAUUGUUUGUUCUAAACUGUGUUUGCAAUGGUGGAUCAGUUACUUUUCUUCACCUAUCCUAAUGUUUUAAUGUACUGUAAAUGUCGCCAAAUCAGUGCUGCCCUGACAGCCUGUUAGACUAAUAAUUUGAAUAAGAAAUCAUUUGAAUUGCGUAUAGUGUCGAACGCGGCCAUCCGCGUGUAGCCGCGGGGACUAUACUCGGAAAGCUGCGCGGACGCGUGCGCGCGCGAGCCGGACGCGGACGCGGAAAAAAGUAUACCCGGGCCUUCAGGACUAGUCCUGCCAAGGAAGUAUCCUUGACAUUGAGAAACGGCUAGUGGCUCAGUGACGUACUUAAGCCAUCGCGUAUGACCCCGCGAGCAUCCAUUGCUUUCCCUCGAGUGGGCGCAGUUUCACUUUCAGCGCCGAUAGCGGACACGCCCCCACCGCUUGAGAGCACUGACUGCCUAUUUUUCCAAGUUUUUUUUUUUUUUUUUUGGAUAAAUUAUUGUAUUUACUUGGCGUUUGUUUCCAGCUUCCAUAUUUGGGUGAUUAACAUUUUUGGGGUGACAAACUCAAAUCACAUUUAACAUCGGACUAGUUCCUGUUUACAUACAACAUAAUCUACACUACACUUACUAACGUAAAAUUAUAUACAUUUAGAAUUGAUUUAAUUAUUCAUUAAUACAUUUUAAUUUUGGUUAAGCUAGCGUCAUUUUGACACUUUAGUAAACGUAUUUUACAUUAUGCACUGAAGAUCUGUGGGGAGCGGUCUUGAUUAAUAUCCGGGGAGUGAGCCUGUCGGUCUCCAUAGAAACUACAAACUUUUGUUCAAGUGCAAUGGACGAGUAUCAAUCUGGCGAGGAGACUUCAUUUGUUGUGGACGAGAUCACAACAAUUAUCAAAGAGAGUCAAAUCAACCUGUGGUCAUCAAGCAUAGUGGAGUCAAGUUUGAACCAGCUAACUAAAUUAGGAAAGCCCUUCAAGUACAUAGUGACAUGUAUUCUACUGCAAAAAAAUGGGGCAGGUUUACACACUGCCAGUUCAUGUUUCUGGGACAACACUACAGAUGGGAGCUGCACCGUACGGUGGGAGAAUAAAACGAUGUACUGCAUAGUUAGUGUUUUUGGUCUUGCCAUUUGAGGAUAAAAUCAACAAGCAGAUCUCCUUCUCAUCUAAUCAAAAGCUUUUUGUCAACAAAGCAAUAUUUUCCCUGUUUGAUUUCCUGUUUUUAACUAAUAAAUUUUUUUGCAACAACAGACAUGAGUGUAGAUAUGAAUUUUUUUCUUAAAGGACAAUUUCGGUAUUUUACACUUAAA